AUGACACAAGUACACUUACUUAUUACUGUCCUUUUGGCUUUCGCCUGUGCCGACAACAUCGAUAAAGAUGCACAAAUUCUGAGUUAUAAGAACGAUCCAGCAGAUGCUGAAGGUAACUACGCGUACGCCUUCGAUACAAGCAAUGGUAUACAACAACAGGAAGCGGGUAAUCCCAACGGUGUUGCAGGUACCUUCGAAUUUAUCUCACCAGAAGGAGAAAAAAUUGCUGUAAGCUACACUGCCGAUGAGAAUGGUUUCCAACCAGUUGGUGAACAUCUGCCAACACCACCACCAAUUCCAGAAGCCAUCCUUAAAGCACUCGAAUACAUUGCAGCGCAUCCACAGCCUGAAAAUCAACACAACUAAAAAAAAAACAACAGUAUGAAUGAAACAGCAAUAGAGGAGGGUUCUCGCAGAGCUUAUAUUGCGAUGGAAAAUUUAUGUUACUUUCCAAAAUUUUACCAGUUUCAACUAGUCAACAUGUUCAGAUGAAAAACUGGAAAUAAUUUAAAACUAUUAUAUAUAUACAUUUUUGCUAUAUCUUUUGUUAUAUUUUUAUUUAAAAAUUUUUAUGUAAAAAUAAUUCUCUAAAUGAAGCCAUAAAAUUAAGUUCCAAACUGGAAGAUAUUUUCUAUCUUUUCGAUGUAUGCGACUGUACAGUUCGGCUUUAGAGGCUGUACAGUUAUUUUCGUUCAUUGUAUUCGCUUUUGUAUAUAUGUAUGUAUGCAUAUAUCUUUAUGCAAAAACACACACAUCUUCAUAUUUGCUAUAAACUAUACUUUGUUUAUUAUUUACUGUUUUUUAAUUAUUAUAACAUUUAA
Molecule: messenger RNA, 821 nt
Organism: Teleopsis dalmanni
Lineage: Eukaryota; Metazoa; Arthropoda; Insecta; Diptera; Diopsidae
Product: pupal cuticle protein Edg-78E-like
Exons: 2
Coding region: 1-366 (121 amino acids)
Cellular component (GO): chitin-based extracellular matrix
Molecular function (GO): structural constituent of chitin-based larval cuticle
Source: RefSeq, a predicted model, not a curated record